Messenger RNA from Cricetulus griseus (Chinese hamster), 1809 nucleotides. The record is from RefSeq and is a predicted model, not a curated record. Lineage: Eukaryota; Metazoa; Chordata; Mammalia; Rodentia; Cricetidae.
CGGGGGCCGACCGUGGGGCUGUUUCCCGGUGCCGGUGUGUAGGUAGGGUAAGCGUGCAUUCCCGUGAUCAGCUAUGCACCGGAGGUGGAGAUCGGGAUGGGAAUGCAUGGACGGCAACGUUGCCUUUUGAGGCCAGGCCGGUCCUGUCCGUCACAGUCGGGGGAAACAGACUCGGAGAGAGGGCACACUUACCUGAGUCGUUGAUAAUGCCCUUGCGGAUUUGGGAUGGAGGUUGUGUCGGGACUUCGAGCUUUGCUUUCUUCCGGAACUGGGGUGACAACAACAUCUGAGAAACAAAACACUGGAGAGUCAGAGCCUGUGACUGAUCCUUCUGCACCCAGCCCAGCCCAGCCCAGCCCAGGGCUCACUCCCAGCAGCCCCCUCAAUGACUGGCAUCACAAGGGAGACUUAGGAACUUGCAAACUUUUCUCCAAGACAUGAAACUUUGGGGGCGAAUACUUUGGACCCUCCUGUCUGGUCCCAGGGGAAGGAGGGGAGCCCCCCAGGGCUGGGCCCUCAGCUCAUGGAAGUCUCAUUCAUCUCUGCCUGGGGUGUUGAGUGCCACAGGGGUGGUCAGCCACUGGACACAGGUCUUUGAGGAAAAAGGUAUCCCAGAGGCCCGGGAAUCCAGUGAGUACAUCGUGGCUCAUGUUCUUGGAGCUAAAACAUUUCAGAGCCUGAAACCAGCACUUUGGACCAAGCCACUGACCCCUAGACAGCUGCAGUGGAUCCAGGAACUGUGUAGCCAUCGGUUACAGAGGAUGCCCGUGCAGUAUAUCCUUGGGGAGUGGGACUUCCAGGGGCUCACUCUGAAGAUGGUACCCCCAGUGUUCAUUCCUCGGCCAGAGACGGAAGAACUGGUUGAAUGGGUUUUAGAGGAAGUGGCCCAGAGGCCCCCUGCAGUGGGAACCAAAGGUGGUCCCCUCAUUCUGGAGGUGGGCUGUGGAUCAGGAGCCAUUGCCCUCAGCCUUCUGAGUCAGCUCCCACAGAGUCAAGUCAUUGCUGUGGAUAAGGAAGAAGCCGCUGUUAGCCUGACCCGUGAGAAUGCUCAGAGGCUUCAGUUGCAGGACAGGAUUCGGAUCACUCGCCUUGAUGUAACCUCAGAAGGGUGCUGGACACGCCUUUUGCCCUGGGGCCCUGUGGACUUGGUGGUCAGUAACCCUCCCUACAUCUUCCACAAGGACAUGGAACAACUGGCCCCAGAGAUUUGCAGUUAUGAAGACCUGGUGGCCCUGGAUGGUGGUGAGGAAGGCAUGGACAUCAUUACCCACAUCUUGACCUUGGCGCCCCGGCUUCUGAAUGCCUCUGGAAGCAUCUUCUUAGAAGUGGACACAAGGCACCCAGAGCUUGUCAGCAGCUGGCUUCAGAGUCAGCCUGACUUGCACCUUAGUCUUGCGGCUGUCCGGAAAGACUUCUGUGGGAGGCCCCGGUUCCUGCACAUCCAGAAGUCUGCACCAUAGUGUGGCUACUCUGAGCAGCUGGCCAGGAUUCUAGCCUGCUGGAUGCCCUGCUGAUCCUGCACGGAGCACUGUUCUCAGGGAGCUUUUCAGAACCCAGGCAUGGCCCAUGGUUCUGUGAUUUCCCCUUGAUGGAUGUUUCUAGGAGACUUGGAAACAAAGAUGGAGUGUUCUUCCUGGAGCAGCAAAGAACAGAAAGGCAAGAGCUGGCUUUCCAGCCUAGCUCUUUCCCCUCAGUGUCGCAGGCUACUUGGUGUUCCUGUUGGUGAAACUGCUGUGAAGAUGCUGGGAAAUGUGGCCAGUAUAGCACUGAGAGAACAAUAAAUGGUAAACCAGUGUUUUGUUAUCAGCG